Messenger RNA from Periophthalmus magnuspinnatus, 2570 nucleotides. RefSeq names its product acetylserotonin O-methyltransferase 2 (gene asmt2). The transcript is spliced from 9 exons. Lineage: Eukaryota; Metazoa; Chordata; Actinopteri; Gobiiformes; Gobiidae. Gene Ontology annotation, molecular function: O-methyltransferase activity. The coding region runs from base 333 to 1376 and encodes 347 amino acids. The record is from RefSeq and is a predicted model, not a curated record.
GCUGCUGCGGAUGAACUCGGAAUUGCAGUUGCUCCGUGACUGUCAGAAACAAACCUCUGCUUUUUAAUCCCCAAAACAUCCGGAUCAAACGGGGGGGAACCAUCAUUUUUACCUGCUCUUCCGCUCUCGAUCCGCGGACGCAAGCACCAAGAGAACCCCCGCCGAGAACCCUCGACAUUUUGCACAUUUUAACACCGAAAAACAAGCUCAAACUGCGGAAUUUGGGCAACGAAGGCGCCCCUCUGCUCCGCGGUUGGCACGGAGCGGGCAGAUCUGCAAAGAGAAACGUUAAGCGGUUUUGUAAAUUCCUAGAGCCCGUGAUCGGCAGGAUCAUGGCAGAACAUCUUUCCCAGAGUGAACUGGACUAUCCCUUUAAACUCCUGGAGUAUUUCAACGGAUUCAGGAUUUCUAAGAUCAUCUUCUCUGCGUGUGAGUUGGGAGUGUUUGACCUUCUGUUGACCUCUGACCCCCUGAGCGCAGGUCAGAUCGCGGCUCAGUUGAACCUGAGCGCAGACGGAGCAGAGAGACUCCUGGACGCGCUGGUCGGUAUCGAGAUCCUGGAGGUGGACACGACCCAGGCCACAGCUCUGUACAGCAGCACUGAUGUGUCGAGCCUGUACUUGGCCAGAGGCAGCUCUAAGUCUCUGUGGGACAUGAUCCAGUACCAGUCUCAGACCAUCUACCCUCUGUGGAACAACAUGGCUGACGCCGUCCGGGAAGGAAAGAACCAAAAUGAGAAAACUUUUGGGCUUCCAUCAGAGCAGAUCUUUCAAGCCAUCUACAGAUCUGAGGAGGAGAUGCUGAAGUUCAUGGGUUUGAUGAACUCUUCGUGGAUUCUCGAUGGACACGACAUUGUCACGGCGUUCGACCUCGCUCCUUUUAAAUCCAUCGUUGACCUCGGAGGAUGCACUGGGGCCUUGGCUCGUGAGGUCAGCAGACAGUACCCCUCCUCUGCUGUGACUGUGUUUGACCUGCCGUCUGUCACUGAAGCAGCUCAGAAGCACUUCACUCAAGAAGAUGACAACAUCACGUUUCAGAGCGGAGAUUUCUUCACUGAUGUCCUCCCAUUGGCCGAUCUCUUUGUUUUGGCUCGAAUCGUUCACGACUGGCCUGAGGAGAAGUGCCUGUCUCUGCUGAGAAGGAUCCACAGUGUCUGUAAACCAGGAGGGGGUGUUCUUCUCGUGGAGGCCCUCCUGUUUGAGAACCGAAGGGGACCUGUCAUGACUCAGUGCUUCUCUCUGAACAUGCUGGUGCAGACCGAAGGCAGAGAGAGAACGUCCUCCGAGUACAUCGCCAUUUUGAACAAGAGCGGUUUCCAUAAUGUCCAGGUGAGCCGAACAGGGAAGUGCUAUGACGCCAUCCUCGCUCUCAGGUAAUGCUAAAAAUAAAAACCUAGACACAUGGAGUUUAAGGAUACAUGAUGUAAUUAAUGUGAAAACGAUUUAAAACAGCUCUUAAAAUUGACUUUUAAUACCUGUUAUAAUUGUUCUCAAUUGUCAUUUAUCUGCACAAACUUGUAUUUAGACCACAGACUGUAAACAAGUGGACUAAGUGAGUGUGAUAUCACCCACAGCGUUUGGCUCCAGUCAAAUGAUGCAGGCUAGCAGCUAUAGGGGUCAAUUUGGAGCCAAGUUCCAUAUUUAGAAUUCUGACUGUGAGAAUUUUAUGAACCAAAUAGCCAGUCUGGAGCGAGGCUGAUGAAGAUAACGCCCCUUCCUGCCCCCACCGCUGCUUCAGCAGGAAGCAGGUUAUGAGCAACACUGUCAAUCAAACCUGUUGCUAACGCUAGUGUGAGCAACCUCAGGGAAAGAAGGCGCCUGAUUUGUUUGUUAUUAAUGUUCAUAUCUUGAUUUAGAGACACAAUAGUGAAAUUAAAAUCCCAGGAUCAUGUAGAGCGGGUUAAUACGAACAUUUUAAGACCAAAAGGACGGGUUUGACGGCAGCAGUUAAAAAGAGAGGGGACACAGUUUUUUCCAAUGUAAAGUGAAUUGGAGCCAGAGUCAAUGGAGCCGGAAGUGCACCCAUGAUCACUUCCUAUUUGGAACGCGGUGGCUAUAGCAGGUUAGCUAUCUCCAUUUAUAUAUACAGUCUAUGGUAAAAAUACAUAAAUUUAACAUGUGUAAACAUCUGUCGGGUUUGUCCUCUGUUGAUUCCUGUUUGAUCCUAUGCACAGCUAAAUAUUUUGUAUGUCCAUUAACUUGAUAAUCCUGAUGAUUCCUGAGCCUUCACUGAUCGGUAAUGGGCAUUAUGCUGUUACUGUUUUAUUAUGCACUUCAGGUUCACUGUAUGUUUCUGUACAUUUUAAAUGGUCAUAUCUUUUAUAAUUUACAAUAGCAUGUACUGUAGAUUCAGGAAUUAUAUUGAUUUUCUAUAUUAAUAAACAAGGUACAAUAACCAUGAGUGGAUUAACUAUGCAGCUCACAUGAUGCAGUGUUUAGUCACAUGAUCUCGUUAACGUUUUGAUAGAUAAACUGUAAUGUGUAAUGUGCAGUGUUUGUUCUCUAACUGUCACUGUUCAAUGUAACUUUUAUCAAAUGUGUCUGGUAUUAAACCCAUCUAUGUUGCAUUUA